This is a messenger RNA of Cyclospora cayetanensis, 4482 nucleotides long. Its product is annotated as protein split ends. The transcript has 6 exons. Gene Ontology annotation, cellular component: microtubule. NCBI's taxonomy places the organism in Eukaryota, Apicomplexa, Conoidasida, Eucoccidiorida, Eimeriidae. Bases 1 to 4482 code for a protein of 1493 amino acids. The record is from RefSeq and is a predicted model, not a curated record. Gene Ontology annotation, molecular function: microtubule binding; plus-end-directed microtubule motor activity. Gene Ontology annotation, biological process: microtubule-based movement; mitotic cell cycle.
AUGAGCGCUUCCCCGCUAAAGACCACGACGGUGGAGCAGUGGCAGCACAUGCCCACAGUCCAAGGUGCCGCUGUUUUGUCUCCCUCAGUGCGCAUCCCCGCAGCAGCAGUUCCUCUGUAUCGCCCCCAGGCAACGGCUGCAGCAGAGUCUACCGCAUCAGGAGCGCAUGGAGCUCAGGAGCCUUGCUCAAUGCACUGGGAACCAUCGCUGCUGCAAAGGUUUUGGCAAGAAGCCGCAUACGGCGAGCAGCAACUCGAGUACAUCGCUGCUCUUUUUUCUCGCCUGCAUCAAGUAGACCAGCUGCUGCGCCCCGCAGAAGCGGAUGCUGUUGGAGCCAAUACACAUACACCCACUGCAGCAGCAAUUGCAGCAGCAGCCGCAGCAGCAAGUCCAACUCCGGCAACUAUCAGCGCAGCAGAAGUCGGAAUGUUUUGGGCAGCAUAUGCCGCCAUGGGGGAUGCGCCUUACUGCUGCUGUCUUGCCGCAGUGAGCAGCAACUGCAGCAGCUCCAACAACAACAGCAGUGGCAGCAGUUGCAAAAAGAACUGCUGUUUAGAGCGCUUGGCUCGCGUGGCUGCUGGGGGAGAGGGCAGAAUCAGUCUCUUGGUCUUUACGCGGCUUGUGGCUUUGCUGGACUGUCAGACAGCGCAUGAGGCUGGAAAAGCCUCAGGCGCUCUCCGACUGCACCUCGUAUUCUGCUUCUUUGCGGAUGACUCGGUGUGCGUCUACCAGCAGCAGCACGAGCAGCAGCAGCAGCACCAGCAGGAGCAGCAGCAGCAGCAGCAGAAUUGCCGGAGAAGGGUUCCAGUGUGGACGGAGAAGAGUUACGCUGCCUUUAGGAGGGCAAUGACGCUUUCUCACGCCGUUGAUCCUGCGAAGUCGCAAAGUCUCCCUGUCUCCCUUCGAGAAUGUACCGAAGCGCUCCGUUGCUCGAUGGGACCGACAAUGAUUUUGGAACCGCAGUUUGUUGCUCUCAUCAGAAGCAAUGUCAUCAAAGGCACCUCCCGCUUCUUCAGGAUAUGCCUUUUUAGCGGGAGUGCCGAUGCAGCACCAGAACCCCUCUUCGGCUUGGAAGCUUUGCCGUAUCCUCCAAAAGUCAUUCGAUCGACGCUGACGCAGCCACCCCUACAUGCUCCUCGAGGCACCAGAUUAUCAGCACCAGCUAACAGUGCUGUCUUAAAUGGGCUUACUGCGCCUGUGCUGCCAUUCUUCCCCGAAGGGUCUUCCCCACCGCCCCCCCUCGCCUCCCUGCCGAUGCUGCACAAGAAUAGGCAGCAGCUGCCACUACUGGAGUGGCAGGAGGCGACAAACCAGGGGAUGAUGCUGCAUGCCCCCCCUUUGUAUCCCCUGCAGUACGUGCCGCCUGGCCAGGAGCACCUGCAGAUGCAAAGACAGCCGCAGUUCUACUAUCCGCCUCAGGAGCCGUCCUUGCAUGCGGCUGGAAUAUCGAAUGGAAUCGGUGGAAGCGCUGGCAGUCCUUUGCUCGAGGGUGGUGCCAGCCCUCUCCAACUGCCAACGCAGCCGCAGCAGCCUCAGCAGCAGCUCUUUCAGCUCACAGAUGAACACAUAGGCCAGCAGGCAGAGGCUGAGCAAGAACUCGUACGACUGCAGCUCCAACUGCAACAGCAACAGCAGCACCAGCACCAGCAACAACAGCAGCAGCACACCUAUGUGACGGUCUCAGCAGACGCAGCACAGCUGCUGCAACAGUCGCCGCCAUCCAUGAUGCUCCAGCCACAGACAAAUCUUCUGCAACAAAUGUCGCAGACACAGCACCAGCGGCAAGAGCAGCACGUCUGGCCUUCCUCCGACAGUUCCGCAAACGGCAGCUCCAGCGACGCGGUCGAAUUGUUUCUGCUGCAGCUGCAGCACCAGCAGCAAGAGCAGCAACACAUGCAGCACCAGCAGCAAGAGCAGCAACACAUGCAGCACCAGCAGCAAGAGCAGCAACACAUGCAGCCCCAACGGCUGGUAAGGCAGCCGGAGUCGCUGCCACCCCGCACAGACCAGUUGCUGCAUGCAAUAUCGCCAGCGCAGAUCCCUCAGCAGCAGCAAUUUCCGCUGGUCCAGCAGCUGACCGUUGCCUCAACAACGGCUGCCCCCGAAACAGCUGGCAUCCCGUCGCUGAGCUUGACCAUUCAAAGGUUGGCUCCUCUGCAGGCUUCUCAGCAGAAACAACAGCAAGAGCAACAGCAACAGCAACAGCAACAGCAACAGCAACAGCAACAGCACCAGCAGGAGCCUCAGCAGCACGGGGGAAGUAGCACGCGGCGGUCUAUGCUGCUUCCCCUAGAUUCUCUUGCUUCGUUGAGCGUGGUUGGGAGUCUUUCGCGAACUGCGGCGUCCCCUGUUACUGCGACAACGACAGCUGCUGCAGCGGGAAGCGCGCAACAGGGGGCAGCAGCCUCGCGGCGGCUGCUUUUGAGGGCACACAGCAGCAGCAGCUUUACUUCCUUCAGCUUGCAGGAGCCGCAGCAGCAAAGUCUCCCACGACUGCACUCUGUCACGCGAGGUGUAUCGAUUAGCAGCAGCAACAGCAGCAGCAGCAACAGCAGCAGCAGCAACAGCAGCAGCAGCAAUAGCAGCAGCAGUAGCAGCAGCAGCAGUAACAGCAGCACCACCGCCAACAGCAGCAGCCCAGCAGGAGGAGGAGCUGCUGCUACAGGUUCUGUGACGAGCGGCGUGCCUGUCUUGCUGCCCCUUCCUCAAGGAAGUGCAGUUGGACGCGCAGAAGCAGCAGCAGCCUCCUCGGCAGCACCUGCACCUGUUGCGACCUCUGUUGAGAAGCCUUUAUCUAGAGAGCCUUCACAGGAUCAUCAACCGUCCACUACAACGUGCACCAGGGAGAGCAGCAGCAGCAGCAGCAACGGGUUUGCCCUUCCCGACCUCCCCGUCUUCCAGCCACAGCCUCUUCUGAGGAGGAGUCGCAUGACGGAGGGCGCUUCUCCUGCUGCAACAAUUGCAGCACUUCUGGCUGCCAUUCAACGAGAAUGCGAGGAAGACUUGACGCUGCUGCAACUUCGGCAGCAUCAGAGGGGGCAGCAGCUGACGCCUAGAGGGGAAAAAACAUCGCCUCCGGCGGCGCAAGAAGCACAAGAACCAGAAAAAACGGUGCAGUGCUGCCUCAUCAAGGAACCAUCUGCUCUGUCUCCCCCUCUAAGACCCCAUGGACCUUCGGAAAAGCAGCAACUCACCGACAUGGUGCCUUUGCAGCUACCGACAGCCGCCACAGCAGCCGCAAAGCCUCUUCAAAGUACGAAAAUUCCUUUCGGUAGUCCAAGGCUCUCAGUAAAGGCAGAGAAGCAGUCGCAGGCAAAUGCAGCAAAAGUAUCAACGCCUGCAAGCUCGUCUGGAGUGAAAUCCGGAGCAGCAGGAACCGCGACAAAGGGGCUGUCCUUCCACGAGGAACUGCGGCAAAGACUUCUUAUGCGCGGAGGGCCUCUCGAGCAGCAGCAGAAGCAGCAGAAGCAGCAGCUUGCCAUGAAACAAGGCGCCACCACACCUCCGCUUUUCAGCCCCCCUCCGGCCCCCUCUGCAGCGGCUGUGCCUGCCGCAUGCGCUCAGCAGGAACAGAAUCAGGGGGGGAGAAAGACUGAAACAUCGCCGAGGGCAGCGGCAACAUCAGAAGUGCUCAGUAGGGUGACGGCAAAAGAAAUCCUGUUGCCUGCUGAGGAGCGCCCCCCCCUCCAAACGCCGCUGCAGAAAGGGCAGCAGUCUAAAGAGGAGUCGUCGCGGCAUCAGCGGACGGAGAAGGCCAAACAGCACGCCUUUUCGAGUCUAGCGGAUGCGAACUCUGUGUCUUUGUCGGACGGCACUGCAAGGCAAGACGCAGAGUCUGCUGGUGAUGAAUGGGUAAUCGCAGCCGAGGCUUCCCAUGCAGGCUUUAGCCUGAUCUCUUCACGAGAGCAGAUAAGCUGUUAUGAGCCACUUGCGGCAGCAGCAGCAGCGGCCGCUGUUGCUGCUGCCCAACAAGCGGCAACAGUGCAGCCUCUCGUUGCAGCGGCUGCUGCUGCUGCUGCUGCAGAAGCAGCUGAGGCGGCAGGGCGUGGCACUCCUCGUGAGACAGCUGAAUGCGCUGCACAGCUGGCACGCACAGCUGCUGCUGUCGCCGCAGCAGCAACAGCAGAUGCAGCAGACAUUCGCGAUCCCGAGGCCGCAGAUCCAAGCUGUAGCGAUACUGAGGGAGAAGAAAGCUUGCUACCCUUUUUUACAAGGCAACAACAGCGUCCUAGCGCAACGUCGACACCUGCAGAAACAGCAGGAAAUCCCUCAGUGUCAGAAGUGAGGGGCCUCACGGCCUCUACGGAGGCUUCUGCUGCCAGCAGAAGCAGCAGCAGCGGGAGAAACUGCAUCAGAAAGAGCAUACGGGAUUGCAGCAGCAUAAACGGUGACGGCCUGUGCAGCAGCUCUCUCGAGGCUCUUGCACUUACAGCCUCCUGCAACUCUUCCCCCUUGCAGAAGGCCGUCAUCCCCACUAGCUAG